AUGGCUCUCCCCGUCGUGUCCCUGGGCGCAGGCAGCGGCAGCGGCAGCGGCAGCUGGGGCUGGAGGCGGCGCACGCUGCUGGCGGCGGCGGUGCUGGCGACUGCCGCGCUCCUGGCGGCGGCGCAAGACGCAGAUCCUGGGUACCCCACGUACCACGAGGUGCCUGCGGGCCUGGCGUUCACCUGCCAGGACAAGAAGCCCGGGUACUACGCGGACCCCGACACGCGCUGCCAGGUGUGGCACUGGUGCCUUCCCUCGGGAAGCAAAUUCUCUUUCCUGUGCCCCAACGGUACAGUCUUCAACCAAGCAGUCCGCGUUUGUGACUGGGCUCACAACGUUGACUGCGCGCAGGCGCCUCAACAAUACUCCGUUAACGAUGAUCUUUACCGCGACAAGGACGGCAACUACAUCUAGCGGUCACGAAAAGAAUUACCACCGCUGCCGCUAGUCUGACUGCCCCUGGUGGCGUAACAGCAAAGCAGCAGGCGUGCUGAGGAGCCGUGCCUUGGAAGCGGCCUUGCGGAGCGGUGGGAAGGGUUAUCCAACUUGUCCUCAGCCUCCUCAUAAAAUUAUCAUUCCUCCUUCAUUUUAUUAUUGCAAUGGCAAACUGUGUGUGCUUCGGUGUGCGCCGUCAUUCCGAAGAGAAUUUUACAAGCGAAGGAAAAUGCCAAGCUCUGCAGCGGCGGCAACGCCACACAUGCGAAAGCUAAGCGUCAGCUUUUGCUGGAAGAGUUCGAAGCCAAACGAAGCGCUCUUUGAAAUACGCUUCCAAUUUGGACCGCAAUAGAAAAGGGCACCAACAUAUGUCAAAUACUAAUAAAACACUCUUUGUAAAUAUUUAUCCUUGAUUUCACUUCGUAUGUGAAUGUGUUCAUUUCAUCUUCAGGUAGAAGUAGUUAAAGUAAAGACAGUUAUUAUGAACAGAAAUAGUAUAUAUUUCGAAAUUACUACGACAAAAAGAACACAAAGGAUUAUCAUUGAUCAGAAUUCAUUUUUUGCAUUUACGUUACAUUAAAUACAAGUUACAUGUUUUGUAUCCAUUUUUUGCUUACUUGAGGUAGAUGAACAGAGUAACAAGGCGAUCCAGAUUGAUCGAUGGACUUUUCUGCAACUGAAGUGAGAAUGCAUUAUUUAACCACAUACUGUGCACAUUAGCCACAAAUAUUUAUUUUAACCUAAUCACCAGUGUGUUUUGUAUGUAACACUGUAUGUGUGCGACUUACAUGUAGAUUGUAA
This is a messenger RNA of Gryllus bimaculatus (two-spotted cricket), 1236 nucleotides long. NCBI's taxonomy places the organism in Eukaryota, Metazoa, Arthropoda, Insecta, Orthoptera, Gryllidae. The record is from the annotation of a GenBank genome assembly.